Plasmodium falciparum 3D7 is the source of this 1689-nucleotide messenger RNA. RefSeq lists its product as uncharacterized. NCBI's taxonomy places the organism in Eukaryota, Apicomplexa, Aconoidasida, Haemosporida, Plasmodiidae. The record is from RefSeq and is a predicted model, not a curated record.
AUGUUAAGGCUCAUCAAAGUACUAUUUCUUCUUUUUUUAUUUUGGAAAAAAGGUUAUAGUAUUAAAAAAGGGAUUAAAAGAAACGCUUCAUUUUAUCAUAUACUUUAUUAUUUAAAUAAAAAUAAAAAAAAUGACCCAAGCGUUUUUGAAUGUAACAAAAGGGAGAGGAACAUAAAGAAUUAUACAUCACAGAAUAUUAAUAUCCAUAAUAAUGUUAAUUCUUUAAAACAUAAAAAUUGUUAUACCUUAAACUAUAAUCCAUUUUUUUUUGUACAUAAUGAUUUUAAAAAAAUAUGGAAAAGAAAAAAUGUAAAAAAAUAUACCAAACUUAAAUCUCACAAUGAAGAAAAUAUUUCGAAUAAUGAAUAUAGUUCAAGUAUGCAAGUAAAAGAUAUAAAUCUGGAAAAUAAAAUGACUUCAAAUGAAAUGAAUAAUGAAACUACACACAAUUUACAUAAUAAUAAUAAUAAUAAUAAUAAUGUGGAUGAUAUAAAUAAAAAGAAUGUAGACAAUUUUAUUAGUGAUAAUAUAUCCAGUACACAUGAUGAUAAAAAGGUGUUGACCCAGUUAGAUGAUAGUUUUAAAAAAAAAAUAGAAAAAGAAAUUAUUUCAGAAAAAAUAGCGAAUGAACAAAAUGAAGUUAUUAAAAAAGUAAAGUUACCAAUUAUUGGAACACAACUUAAACCUUCAGGUGGAUUUACAAAAGAAAUUCUACAAAUAAUUCAGGAAAGUAAUAAUUAUAUUAAUGAAGUUAAUAAAGAAAUUAUUAAUGAGAAAAUACAAAAUAAAAUAUCUGGAAAUGAUUUAUCAUUUUUCGAUACGGAUGAAACAUUAGAAAGGCAUGAAUUAAAUUAUUUAAAUAAAAUAUAUGAUAAUAAUCAUAUAUUAAAUAUAUAUAAUUUUCUUUUAGUAUGGAAACAAAGAAAAAAUAUUGAUUUGUCUGUAUUUGUAUCUAAAUUAAGUGAACACUCAAAUAUAUUACCUGGAGAAAGAACAGUAAUUAAAUUUUCAGAAGUAGAAAAGGUUCAGUUUUUAAAAAAAAUAAGAAAAAAUAGAAAUGUAAGUAUAGCUAUGAUAUUUGUUGACAACAAAAAUGCAAAUAAUCAAGAAUCAUCAACAGUUAAUCAUAAUAUGUUUCCUAUAGGUAUUUUAGCACAUCCUCUAGAUAUCUCAUUAUUAGAUAAAACUGGAGAAAUAUCUGUUUUAAAUUUAUACAGAUUCAAAAUCGAUAGUUAUAAUAUAACUAAUGAUGACUUUUUAGUAAAUUGUAAACUUUUUGUAGAUAAUAAUACUACACUUAAUAAUUUUGAUUUAACACAAGAAAAUAAAAAAAUUAUUAUGAAUCUAUAUGAUAAAAUAUUGCAACUCAAAAUUUUAUAUAAUGAAAAAGUAGGAAGAAAACAAGAAAAUGAAAAAUUAAAACAUGUAGAAAAUAUUACGCAACGAAUUGAUGAAUAUAUUAAUGUCUUAAAUAUAAAUAAAACUAUAAAUUUUAAGGAAGAUAAACUUAAUUUCUUUACAUCCUUAUAUUUAGAAUAUUUUUCCUUUCUUGCAUUAGACAUGCAUGCUAAUAUACAAACUAAAAUACAAUUAAUGUAUACAGAUAAUACAGAAUUACGUCUACAUAAUGUUAAAAUCUUCUUAUUACAAUUAUAUGAUGACCUAAAGCUUAAAUUAAAAGGUUUAUAA